Molecule: messenger RNA, 467 nt
Organism: Suillus bovinus
Lineage: Eukaryota; Fungi; Basidiomycota; Agaricomycetes; Boletales; Suillaceae
Exons: 4
Coding region: 71-454 (127 amino acids)
Source: RefSeq, a predicted model, not a curated record
CCCACGCAAGGAUUGAUGGCAAACAGCCUGCUGCCGUCGUUGCCGACCAAGUCAUUCUCUCCUUUGUGAUAUGGCUAGCGUCGACCUCGAAACCGCGAUCAAGCAAGAGGAAGAAUACCUACGCAAAGUUCAUCCUACCGUGGAUGAUAUUCCAGGAUGCAUGACCCUGUUUGAUGAAUUUCUGCAAUGUCACGUGCUCGGGACUCAAAUAAAAUCUUUAUACAGAUACGGUCAAAUGUCAGAAUGUGGAGCUAAAAAAGAGGACUUCAAAUUUUGUAUGAGCUUGAAAUUCAUGCACCCAGAACAGAAACGGGAAGCUUGGAUCCGCCGCCGUGCUGAGUGGUGGGCUCACAGACGGCUUGGGAAGAGCAGCGAAAAUGUGUGGGAUAUAAGGAAGAGUCCUCUCCCAGACUGGCCCCCAGCCCUUUCGGACCAUGUCCCAGAGGGAAUUUGACGGCCCUGUUAUA